AGUGGUCUUGAUCAGUGAAUUCUGAGUCUGUGAGUGAUGUGAAAUUGUGAAUUUAUUUUAUUGAAAUUCUCACGAGAUAUACUGUGUUUGUUUGCAAAUAAAACUUUGCCUUGUUGUAGCAUUAUUGCGAAUUGAAUAAGUGAUUUCUGUUUAGUGUGAUAAUAAAUAACUAAGAUGGAGGAGCGGAGCGUGGAAGACACUCCGGUGUCUCAGAGGCUCACAAAUGACGAUUUUCGUAAGCUGCUGAUGACUCCAAGGGCUACACCGGCUGGGGGCGCCCACCCCGCGGGCUCCGUGCGGGAGGCCAUGGCCAAUGCUGGGUCAAUGCCCCCACCAUCGGAGAACAAGAGUGAACUCCGUCGUAAAAAGAAAUCAUACUAUGCCGCACUGAAGAAACAAGAGGAUAAUAAACUUGCGGAGUUAGCAGAGAAGUACAGAGACAGGGCCCGGGAGAGACGGGACGGACUCAAUGAUAUAGGACCAGCAGACCCAACUAGUAAUACAAGCAGUGCCUAUAGAGCGGUAGCACCUGACGUGAAGUCCGGCAUGGAUGCCAAAGAAAGAAGGCGGCAACUUAUUCAGGAAUCAAAAUAUCUUGGUGGUGACAUGGAACACACUCACUUGGUGAAAGGUCUUGACUAUGCCUUAUUGCAAAAAGUGCGUUCCGAAAUCCAAACUCGUGAGCAGGAACAGGAAGCAGAAAUGGAGCGUUUAGUAUCUGAGCCGGUCGAGCAGGUUAAGGAGAAAAAAGAGAUUGUGGUACCCAUGGAAGAAGAAAUACAAUUCAAGACAGAUAUGGGCAGGAAUAUUUACAACCUCAUAAUGGAACAGAAGAACAAGAAAGUAGUGCGCAACGAGAUGUUCGCGGCGGGCCGCAUGGCGUACGUGGUGGAGUUAGACGAGGAAGGCACGAUAGACAGCGAUAUCCCGACGACGCUGACGCGCAGCAAGGCGGAUGUACCGGAACCCGACGAGCGCAGCUCCGCCGCCAGCGCCAACGACGCCAUCCUCGACAAACUGACGCAAAUCUUCUCUUACUUGCGACACGGCCGCCAUCGGAAGCUCAAGAAGACCAAAGAUAAGGCAGAAAAGGGCCGGAAUGACGACUCGAUUUACGGUGAGAUCGGUGACUACGUGCCUGGUGACAGACGCGCCGACCGCCGCGACGACCGCCCGCGCUCCGGCUACUUCGACAAACCCAUCGACACUGAGAAGGAAGAGGGUCCGGGCCCUCUACCGCGGCGCCAAGCAUCUAGUACAACGGAGGACAGAGACAAACGUUCAGCGGCGCUGCUCUCACGUUUGGCUGCCGAGCCGGAGGGGUAUGCGGAGUGCUACCCCGGCCUCAGGGAGAUGGAUGACGCCAUAGAUGACUCUGAUGAUGAGGUCGACUACACUAAGAUGGAUGCUGGCAAUAAGAAGGGGCCUAUUGGUCGCUGGGACUUCGACACCCAGGAGGAGUACUCAGCGUACAUGAGUAGCAAGGAGGCUCUACCGAAAGCCGCCUUCCAAUACGGUGUGAAAACGCAGGACGGCCGCAAGACAAGGAAAACGAAAGAUAAGAGCGAGAAAGCUGAACUCGAUAGGGAGUGGCAACAGAUCCAGAAUAUAAUACAAAAACGCAAAGCGCCACAGAAUUCGAAUACUGAUGAGCCUGGGUUUAAGACACCAAAGUACUGAAGAUAUAUCGUGUUGUAUACAUUGAUUCUUUUACUAUUCAUAAAAUAUAAACAUGAAAUAUUA
This is a messenger RNA of Pectinophora gossypiella (pink bollworm), 1743 nucleotides long. RefSeq names its product protein Red (gene beag). The transcript is spliced from 11 exons. The coding region runs from base 175 to 1680 and encodes 501 amino acids. NCBI's taxonomy places the organism in Eukaryota, Metazoa, Arthropoda, Insecta, Lepidoptera, Gelechiidae. Gene Ontology annotation, biological process: mRNA splicing, via spliceosome. Gene Ontology annotation, cellular component: nucleus. The record is from RefSeq and is a predicted model, not a curated record.